CAGGCAGCUACGCGCCCAGCACGAGCGGAGCAGCGGAAUGGAGGAGGAGCUGGCUUGGGAGACCCACGGCUUGCUUCCCCUGGAGAGACAGCUCCAUGAGGCCUCACGCUGGAAUCAGGUGGGGAGGAUGAAGGAGCUGUUUGAGAAGAGGGUUAACAUCAGGGCUAGGAACCACGUGGGGAGAGUGGCCCUGCACUGGGCUGCAGGUGCUGGGCAUGAGCAGGCUGUGCGGCUGCUCCUGGAGCACGGGGCCGCUGUGGACGACGUGGACUCGUUUGGGAUGAAUGCACUUCUCCUGUCUGCCUGGUUCGGCCACUUGCAGAUCGUGCAGAUUCUUGUCAACGCUGGGGCCAAGGUCCACUGUGAGAGCAAGGAUGGUCUGACCUUACUGCACUGUGCGGCUCAGAAAGGACACAUGCCUGUGCUGGCCUUUGUCAUGGAAGACCUGGAGGAUGUGGCCUUGGACCAUGCAGACAAGCUGGGAAGAACAGCAUUUCACAGAGCUGCAGAGCAUGGACAGCUGGAUGCUCUGGACUUCCUCGUGGGCUCUGGCUGUGACCACAGUGUCAAAGACAAGGAGGGGAACACGGCUCUGCACCUGGCUGCCAGCCGGGGCCACACAGCUGUGCUACAGAGACUUGUGGACAUUGGACUAGACCUGGAGGAGCAGAACACAGAGGGUCUGACCGCUUUGCAUGCAGCCGCUGAAGGGAUCCACACGAACUGUGUGAGGCUACUCCUCAAUGCCGGGAGCAACGUCAAUGCCCUCACCCAGAAAAAGCUGAGCUGCCUCCACUAUGCAGCCCUUGGUGGCUCUGAGGAUGUGUCCUGGGCACUCAUCAAGGCAGGCGGGUGCACAAACGUGGCAGACAGGCAGGGCACUGUUCCUAUACACCUUGCUGUGAGGCACAACUUCCCUGGCCUGGUCCAGCUCCUCAUAGAUGCCCACAGUGAUCUGGAUGCCACGGAUAUUAGGCAGCAGACUCCCCUCCACCUCGCUGCCGAGCAUGCCUGGCAGGAUGUGGCUGAGAUGCUCCUCGUGGCUGGAGUUGACUUAAGCCUGCGAGAUAAGCAAGGAAAAACAGCCCUGGCAGUAGCCGCCCGCAGCAACCACGUUGGUCUGGUGGACAUGAUCAUAAAAGCUGAUCGCUUUUACAGAUGGGAGAAGGACCACCUUUCAUGCAGGGACACCAGCGACCCCGCUAGGAAGAACCUGACCUUUAAACAAGACCACCGGCAGGAAACACAGCAGCUCCGCUCUGUGCUUUGGCAACUGGCCUCUCGGGGUCUGAGGCCCAACGAGUGGAAGAAACUGGCAUAUUCCUGGGAGUUCACGGAGGCUCACAUCUGUGCCAUUGAGCAGCAGUGGAUAGGAACCAGAAGCUACCAGGAGCAUGGUCACCGGAUGCUCCUCAUCUGGCUACAUGGUGUGGCCACAGCUGGGAAGAACCCCAGCAAAGAACUGUUUGAGGGCCUUGUGGCCAUCGGCAGGAGAGGCCUGGCUGAAAGCACCAGGAAGAUGGCAAAUGGAGAGCCCAGGGCCCCCAGGAGGUGCACAGCCAUGUGAGCUGUGGGAAUGGUGCAGGACCACGGUAUGGAAGAGGAUCUCCAUAAUGGCUUGCAGAACAGUGCCUGCACACAGACCUCCAGCUACUGGACUGUAGACACCCUGCCCCUGUGAGGAAACUCUCAGACUUUUUGGAGGAUGGGAGAUGUGUUUAUUCUAGGUUCUCUGGGUCAUCUUGUCUCAGGAGUGUGGCCCUUGAAGCUCUCAGCCCACUUUGUUGUGUUUGUGAGGGCGCAUAUGUGUGUACAUGCAUUCCAUGUGUGGAGGCCAGAGGGCACUUGCUGGGUAUUCCUCCCCAGGCACUGUCCAUCUCAUGGUUUUUUGUUUUGAGACAGAGACUCUCUCGAUAUUCCUGGGGAGUCCUGGAUCGACCUUUACUUUGAACAGCCUGUGUGUUUUGAGACAGGGCCUCUCAUUGCCCUACUUAAACCGACUGGCCAGUGAGCCCAGUGAUCCUCUUGGAUGUCCAAGUAUGUGCCCCUGCCCUGGUUUUUAUGUGGGUUCUGAGGGUUGAACUCAGGUCCUCACAUUGCAUGGCAAGUGUACAGACUGAGCCUUAUCCCCAGGCCUCUCACUGUCUCUUCGUUAGCCUAGAACAUCAUGAAGCGCCCUCUAGAGGUGCAAGGGUGUCUUUACACUAGGGCUCCAAGGUCCAGGGAGGAGAAGCAGCUUGUCCAGGUCAUACCACAAAUCAAAUGGCAUCCAUCCAGCUUUCCUCCAACCCAGCCUGCAGGAAGGGCUGCAUUCAUCACCUCCAAACCAGACUGUCCUUAAGUUGUUCAGGACAACACAUUAGUCUCUAGUGCCAAACAGACAGAAGCGGCCAUGCUGAUCCCACAGUUGUAUUAUAAAGUCCAUUUGUAUGUGUUGACAGUCCGGGAGGCAUGUACUCUCCUUUCCUUCCCUCCAAGUGAAUAAUUGGAUAUAUAAUUUUAAAAUUUUUUUUAAAUCUUUUUUAUCUCUUAAUCAUUUCAGAGAUUAAGUUGCAAAACAGUGCUGAGAAUGUUCAAGUUUUCUGCAUGAAGCUCCUGUAAAUGUUAACUCUUACACAACUACAGUGUGGUUUUGUGAAAUCAGGAAGUUAGAGGCUGGAGAGAUGGCUCAGUGGCUGAGAACCCUUGCUCUUGCACAGAACCCUGCUUGCUCUGUUCCCAGCACCCACAUGGCAGCUCAUAGCUGU
This is a messenger RNA of Microtus oregoni (creeping vole), 2747 nucleotides long. It is a transcript of the gene Ankdd1a, whose product is annotated as ankyrin repeat and death domain containing 1A. Bases 38 to 1567 code for a protein of 509 amino acids. NCBI's taxonomy places the organism in Eukaryota, Metazoa, Chordata, Mammalia, Rodentia, Cricetidae. The transcript is spliced from 15 exons. Gene Ontology annotation, molecular function: protein binding. Gene Ontology annotation, biological process: signal transduction. The record is from RefSeq and is a predicted model, not a curated record.